AUGAUGGGAGACAGUUGCAGUCGUUUGAGGGCAGCUCGCUUCCCGUCCUGGUUGUCCGCCUCCUUGCUUUGCGCUGCAAGUCUCUUGACCACAGAAUGGAAAUGUGUGCGAGGGAUGCGGGUGACAUCCACGGGCCUGCAGACCAUCCAUCAGGCAGAGGGAGAGAGCGUGAGUUUGGGCUGCAGGUACACCGCGAGCCCUUUUGACAGCGGAGAACUUGACAUCGAAUGGUCCGCAGUGAAUCCAGACACCACGCAGAAGGAUCAGAUGCUCUUGUCAUACACCAGCGGAACUAUACACAUCCAUGGUGACCACGCUCUUGCCAAAGGGCUUCGCUUUGCUGCUUCUGACCCCUCAAUGGGUGACGCUUCGAUCUCAAUCGCUCUGCUGUCACCUGCUCAUAGUGCCACCUACCAGUGUAAAGUGAGGAAAUCACCUGGAGUGGACACGCGCAAGGUGUCGCUGGUGGUGAUGGUGACCCCGUCGGUGCCUGAGUGCUGGGUGGAGGGAGGACAGCUGGUCGGAGAGGCUGUGUCUCUGCACUGCAAGUCGGACAAAGGCUCCCCUCCCUUAAGAUACACGUGGAGGAGAGAAAGUGCAGCGCCCAUCCCUGCUGCAACCACACAGGACGUUGUGACCGGGGAGCUGAGAAUUACCCAUCACUCGCAGAGCCUCGCAGGAUUCUACCGUUGUGAGGCCCACAACGCUGCCGGAGCCCAACACUGCGGGAUCCGCCUGAAAGCAAAGAAGCCCCCAAACAGAGCAGCGGUUCUAGUCGGCACGGUUGUGGGUUCCCUGCUCCUCAUCUUCAUCCUGCUCGUCUUCAUCGGGAUCCUCUGUUGGAAGUUGAGCGACAGACGUCGGUCCGAGGAGUUCUGA
Cyclopterus lumpus (lumpfish) is the source of this 879-nucleotide messenger RNA. Its product is annotated as coxsackievirus and adenovirus receptor homolog. NCBI's taxonomy places the organism in Eukaryota, Metazoa, Chordata, Actinopteri, Perciformes, Cyclopteridae. The transcript has 6 exons. The coding region runs from base 1 to 879 and encodes 292 amino acids. The record is from RefSeq and is a predicted model, not a curated record.